CCCAUUCCCACUCUCCGCCAGCUGCGCCGCGGUCGGUUUGCGUCUGGGAAGCAACGAGGCUCCGAUGUGUGGGGUUCAGUUACACCAGAGCGCCCGAGGAAGUGCACGCGGCUAUAUGGCUGUCUCGUUCUCCAUUUUUUCCAGCGUGCAAUUGCAGAUUCCCAUUUGCGAUUUAGAUUGCUUGACCAGAAGAAGGUCACCCUGAUCAUUUUCAAACAUUUGCUUUGAGGUUUUCCUCCCGGACUAUCAGCUCCGCAGCUCGUUUUGCAUCCGCUGCCUUUAAAUUUGUCAGUGAUUGAAUUGGUAAGAUUCUGUGAAGGCGUUUACAGUUUCCUUGAAAGCAGAGAAAUGUGAUCUCAAAACACGUUUUAUAUUUUGUAAAAAUCAAAGCUCACCUUCGCACAAGGACUGCUAAAUUUAUCUGACGAAUUAAAACGAGCCUCCAUGCCCGUAUAUUUUUUUCCCCUUUUGUCACAGUUGUGAAGACUUUCUUCUAAACCUGUAGGAUGCACUAGGCGUAAGUUACAGCAGGACUAAGAACACAUUUGUUGAUUUAACCUAGCAACUUCGAGAAAACAACCCGAACGGAUCCGAGAUGUCCAAUCCAACGAAGUUCAAAAAGGAUAAAGAAAUAAUCGCCGAGUAUGAGAGCCAAGUGAAGGAGAUCCGGGCCCAGCUGGUGGAACAGCAGAAAUGUUUGGAGCAGCAGACGGAGAUGAGGGUCCAACUGCUCCAGGACCUGCAGGAUUUUUUCCGGAAGAAGUCCGAAAUCGAGACCGAGUAUUCCCGUAACCUGGAGAAACUGGCCGAGCGGUUCAUGGCCAAGACUCGCAGCACCAAGGAUCAUCAGCAGUACAAGAAGGACCAGAACCUUCUCUCCCCAGUGAACUGCUGGUACCUGCUGCUGAACCAGGUGAGGAGAGAGAGUAAAGACCACGCCACGCUGAGCGACAUCUACCUGAACAACGUCAUCAUGCGCUUCCUGCAGAUCAGCGAGGACUCCACCCGCCUCCUGAAGAAGAGUAAGGAUAUAGCCUUUCAGCUCCAGGAGGACUUGAUGAAGGUGCUAAACGAGCUCUACACUGUGAUGAAGACCUACCACAUGUACCACACGGAGAGCAUGAGCGCCGAGUGCAAGCUGAAGGAGGCGGAGAAGCAGGAGGAGAGGCAGAUCGGCCGCUCCGGCGACCCCGUCUUCCACCUCCGCAUGGAGGACAAGAACCAGAGGCGCGGCACCGUCAAGAAGAUCGAGAAGAUGAAGGAGAAGCGCCAGGCCAAGUACUCUGAGAACAAGCUGAAGUCGAUGAAAGCCCGUAACGAGUAUCUCCUGACGCUGGAAGCCACAAACUCCUCCGUGUUCAAGUAUUACAUACACGACCUGUCUGACUUAAUUGACUGCUGUGACCUGGGCUACCACGCCAGCCUGAACCGCGCCCUUCGCACCUACCUGUCGGCCGAGUACAACCUGGAGACGUCGCGGCACGAGGGCCUGGACAUCCUGGAGAACGCCGUGGACAGCCUGGACCCCCGCAGCGACCGGCAGAGGUUCAUGGAGAUGUACCCCACCGCCUUCUGCCCCCCCGCCAAGUUUGAGUUCCAGCCCCACAUGGGGGACGAGGUGUGCCAGAUCACAGCGCAGCCCCCCGUUCACGCCGAGCUCCUGCUCAGGUACCAGCAGCUGCAGUCCCGCCUCACCACGCUCCAGAUCGAGAACGAGGAGGUGAAGAAGACCUCGGAGGCGACCCUGACCACCCUGCAGGACAUGGUGACCAUCGAGGACUACGACGUGUCCGAGUGCUUCCACCACAGCCGGUCCACCGAGUCGGUCAAGUCGACCGUGUCCGAGACCUACCUCAGCAAGCCCAGCAUCGCCAAGCGCCGCGCCAACCAGCAGGAGACCGAGCAGUUCUACUUCAUGAAAUUCCGGGAGUUUCUGGAAGGGAGCAACCUCAUCUCCAAGCUGCAGGCCAAGCACGACCUGCUGAAGAGGAGCCUGGCAGACGGUCACCGAGCCGACUACAUGACCACAAGCAGAGGACGACGGAACUCACACAUCCGGCACCAGGACCCUGGACAUGCUAUCCCUCGUGUGGUUGAAAGCUGCAUUCGUUUCAUAAACCUCUAUGGUCUGCAGCACCAGGGGAUUUUCCGUGUGUCAGGGUCUCAGGUUGAAGUCAACGAUAUCAAAAACUCAUUUGAGAGAGGAAACGAUCCACUGACCGACGAGGAGAACAACCACGACAUCAACUCAGUCGCCGGGGUUCUCAAACUCUACUUCCGGGGGCUGGAGAAUUCCCUCUUUCCCAAGGAAAGAUUUAACGACCUCAUUUCCUGUAUCAGAAUAGAUAAUCAGUACGAGAGGGCGCUGUACAUCCGUAAGAUCCUGCUGACCGCCGUGCCGCGAUCCGUCCUCAUCGUCAUGCGCUACCUCUUCGCCUUCCUCAACCACCUGUCCCAGUACAGCGAUGAGAACAUGAUGGACCCCUAUAACCUGGCCAUCUGCUUCGGGCCCACCCUCAUGCCCACGCCCGACAUCCAGGACCAGGUGUCCUGCCAGGCGCACGUAAACGAGAUCGUCAAAACCAUCAUCGUCCACCACGAGACCAUCUUCCCCGACGCCAAGGAGCUGGACGGGCCCGUCUACGAGAAGUGCAUGGCCGGGGGGGACUACUGUGAGAGCCCGUACAGUGAACCUGGAGCACUGGAGGAAGUGGAUCAGGAAGGGGGUAUGGAGACCCACACCAGUGAGGAAGAGGGCGAGCCCAUCGAGGCCAUCGCCAAAUUCGACUACGUGGGCCGCUCCGCCCGCGAGCUGUCCUUCAAGAAGGGGGCGUCGCUGCUCCUGUACCAGCGGGCGUCGGAGGACUGGUGGGAGGGGCGGCACAACGGCGUCGACGGCCUGGUGCCACAUCAGUACAUCGUGGUGCAGGACGUGGACGACGCGUUCUCAGACACGCUGAGCCAGAAGGCCGACAGCGAGGCGAGCAGCGGGCCGGCCGGCGAGGAGAAGGGCUCUGGGAAGGACACGAGCUCCCCUACCGACCGGCUCCCCGAGGCCUUCAUCAGCAGACACAGGAAGAGGACCGACCCUCCAUCGCGCCGGCCCCCCGGUCGCCCCAGCGACGGGCACUGCGCGCCGCUCCCCUCCUCCCACGGCCCCAUCGCCAUGGAGACGGCGGGUUCCCCCGUGGGCGGUCACUACAGCCCGCGGGACCUGCUGCGCGGGCGGGGCCACGCGGCCCUGGACAGCCCCGAGCGAACCCGCCGCGCCGGCCACGGCGGCGUCGCCAACGUCAGCCGCCACGAGUCGCUGCGCAAGACCGACAGCCCCCCCCUGCGCCGCUCCACCUCCUCCGGGCAGCACGCCGGAUUCACCCUGCCGCACGGCAAGCCCCUCGACCCCGAGGCCAUCGCACAGGACAUAGAGGAGACCAUGAACACGGCCCUGAACGAGCUACGUGAGCUGGAGAGGCAGAGCUCAGCCAAUCACGCGCCAGACGUGGUGCUGGACACCCUGGAGCCUCAGAAGAACGCCGUGGCACCGUCCAGCCCCCUCCACAGCCUCCUGCUACGGGCCUCUGAACAGCCUGCCCGUCGCCGCGGCAACACCAACUCCAACACCCCUUCCCCCGACAGCAUGAGCACCUUCAAGCCCCUGCUGGCCCCUCGCAUGGGGGUGCAGCUCAGACCCCCAGCCCUGCGCCCCAAACCACUGGUCCUGCCCAAAACCAGCCCCAUCCAGCCACCCGCACCCCCACCCCAAGACCCCCUGGACAAGUCCUGCACAAUGUGAACUCCGGCCAGACAGCGCCCCCUUCUGGGCACACGGGACACGUGAAUGAGACUAUAAACAAGAGUGGGUUUACAUAGCAACAUAUUAUCAAUGUUUAUGAAAUGGAAGGUCAAGAAUACGUUACAUGGGUGGGGGCGGUGGGGUGGUCGGGGAGGGGGUAGGGGGGAAGAUGGGGUAUUAAAGUUAGUAAUGAUUGUUAAUGUGUUGAUGUAAGAUGGGUGUGAAUUCUUUCAAUGUCUAGAAGUUAAACUGUCUCUGCAGUUAUAGGCAUACAUAUUGAAACCAAGAGAUUACCAUAUGAGUGUUCUUAUAGCCUUGUUACAGUACGGGAUUCCCAUGCAGAAAGCAAAUAGCAUAUAUUAACUCAAAAAAAAAAAAAAACGCAGGCAUGGAGCCACCGAUAUAGCGUAAAUAGCAUAAAUUUAACCGUUUAAAUGUGCGACACUGUUACAUUGUAAAGAGUUUUUCUUCUUGAUAUAUAAGCAACAGAAAUCACAAGGACUUCCUGUGAAUGUUUGGGUACAGCGAAUGGAGGUCUGCAAGGAAUUAAUAAGGAGCUUUUUGUCGUUAGUUUACCCCUUAGAACAAUUGUGGAGAAUGUAGUUUGUUGCUUUUAUCAGUAACAGCUGAUAGCGGAGUUUUCCCUUCAGUGAAUUAAGUAUGCAUAGUUAAGUGAUCUUUGGCCUUAUUGUCAUAUGAAUAUAAGCUUUUACUCACUGAGGGACUCGAAAUGACCACUUUAGAAAGCUGCUAUAUUCUCGAAUACUGCUUGAAGAAUCUGGAAAUGGAUAAGGGUCAACUUUGAGUCAGUUUAGAGUUCGAAAGAGCGGGGACAUAUAGUUCUUGUUUGAGUUUUCAGUGCACUUGGCCAAAUAGGAUGAGGUGACAAACUUGCUUAUUUACAUGUAACAAAAGUUCUGCCAAAAUGGACAGCACAUGUUCCUGUUUUUAUUAUCAGUUAAAAAUGGGGACAUUUUUUUGUUAUUUUUAUUAUUAGGUUUUUUUCUGCAAGAUUAGCAGACUAGUUUCAACAGUCUGCAACUAAAUGGACUCAGAUUGUAACCACUAGGAGAGCUUGUUUAUUCCUUGAAAUAUUUUGAUGAUUCUUGGAUUGGUGUGUGUGUGAGAGUUUGUGUGUGUGCGUGGGGGUGGGGGGGUGGGGGUUCCCUUUGCACAGUGUGCUGUACCUAGGAUACGUUUUCAGACACUGAAUGUGCAUAUGUAUGCACUUCAGCGGUUUUUUAGAAUAGAGGUGCUCUUUGGCCCUGGUCAAAGACACCAGUACUGCCAGUCACAACCCUGUCUCUCUCCAAGCAGAAAUAACACUGAUUGAGCAGUCCCAGUUCAGCCAAUAUGGAGAGAGCUUUAUCAGUAUACUGUACAAUACCAAAUUCCCCUGAACCACGCCCCCCUGUCCCCACCUCCCUUUAAAGCUUAAAUUAGAACCUCUCCAGGUUCCAAAUGUUGGUGUUCCUGUAGAGACGACCUGCCUAACAGAACAUUCCGCGGCUUCUUCGCCAGCUGUGGCGUAGAGCCCGGUAGCCAUGGACUCCUCUCAGACUGUUAUUAUCAGCAGUGUGUGUGUUUCUCCAUCUUUCUUUUUGUUGCCAAUUGACUCCUUACCACAGAAAAUCUACUCAGUCUUUUUUCAUCCAUAAAUGUAACCCCAUUGGGCAGUACAGCACUAAAAAGAAGGAUGAAUGAUUUAUGGGCGCUAGCCUUCGGUUGUGUGUGGAGUGGGGGUUGGUGGCUCACGCUGUAUGAUGUAAUGCUUGUGUGUGAUGGCUGUACUUUGGGUAACCAGCAAAGGCUCGGGAGAAUGCUUUGCGAUCAUGUGAGUCGAUCAUAAGUCAUUCAGGAGUGCCCCUGCGUUCCUGUCAGCUUUGUUGGUAACAGGAGAGAGGUUGUGGAGGAAGGGCGUUGGAAAUGUAACCUGAUCGAGUUUGCAAUAAGCAAUUUCUCACUCGCUCUUUCGCUACCUCUUUCUAAAAAAAAAAUAAUUUAAGAAAAGUGUCAAUCUUGCAUCUUGUAUAUAUUACCAAUUUGUAAUUCUGGUUCCUAACUUUUUCCCCUUUUGUUUAACAGAUAAAUUUGGGAUGCUAUCCAAGUCGGACGUUGCAGUUUAAAGCUCUGUACUGAUCUAGUCAGUGGGAUGUAGGUCUGUUGAAGGUCCCAUGUUGUCUUCAGGCAAUCGCUUGCGGUAGCGGUAGCUGUUCCUUUGCCUGUCCACUGUUACCUUUUAUUGUGUCACUGUAUAUCUGUAGGAUGUACAUGUGAAAAAGUGCCUUUGAAAAUGUUAUUUUUUUCUUCUUUUUUUAUUUUUUUAUAACUGUACCAUUGUGGUUAGUUUCAAAACCCCCCGCUACGACCAAGCGCAGUCUGCAGAUGACAUUAUGGGAUAUUUCUGUGGGAAAGUGACAUGAAUAAUUAAUAAACGGUAGAGUUAAUCCAUGGUGAUAUUGCACUUUUAUGUAUAGGACUGUAUAUUUGGCAUGUAGAAUUGUAGCGGCGUUCCAGUACACACUCUUAAGGGUUGUUCCUCGAGUGAUUCUAAUAAAGGAAAUGACUGUC
Molecule: messenger RNA, 6364 nt
Organism: Anguilla anguilla (European eel)
Lineage: Eukaryota; Metazoa; Chordata; Actinopteri; Anguilliformes; Anguillidae
Product: SLIT-ROBO Rho GTPase-activating protein 1-like
Exons: 22
Coding region: 596-3793 (1065 amino acids)
Biological process (GO): signal transduction; negative regulation of cell migration
Cellular component (GO): cytoplasm
Molecular function (GO): protein binding
Source: RefSeq, a predicted model, not a curated record